Polyodon spathula (Mississippi paddlefish) is the source of this 992-nucleotide messenger RNA. Its product is annotated as lysozyme C, milk isozyme-like. The record is from RefSeq and is a predicted model, not a curated record. The transcript has 4 exons. The coding region runs from base 64 to 603 and encodes 179 amino acids. Lineage: Eukaryota; Metazoa; Chordata; Actinopteri; Acipenseriformes; Polyodontidae.
CAUAAAGAGCUUGUCUCGGUACCAGAGCAUCACACACUUUCCAAGGAACUCCAAAGAACCACAAUGAAGACCCUCCUUUUUGUAUCUGCAACCGCUCUGCUAGCCAUAGUGGCAUUCCUGCCACCCAGCUCUGAUGCCAAGGUGUUUACCAAGUGCGAACUGGCAUCCCGACUGAAGGCUGAAAUACCACAGAUGGAACAUGAAAGCAAAAAGAAGGUGUAUGAAAUACUUGCCAAAGUGAUUUGCCACGUGGAAACCACGACUGGCUUCAACACCAGUGCUGUCAGCCCUGCUGGACCCCCUAAGGACAGCCACGAGGAGACAGACGAGUCAGACAGUGAUGAAGACCACAAGCUCAGCGGGAUGUCGUCCAAGGGCUUUGGCAGUCUAUUAGGCAUCUUCCAGCUCCCCAGCAAAUUGGUCUGCAAUAAUACAAUGAGCUUGUGCAAACUGAACUGCAACAAACUGAUUGAUGAUGACAUCACCGAUGACAUUACUUGCAUGAAGUCUUUUUUUCAGUUCAAGGGGGGCAAGGGGCCUCAGUUUGGAGAGCACUGCUCAGGGACUAACUCGUCUGCCUAUCUGUCAGAGUGCAACUUGUAACCAGCACUCUGAAGAAGAACCAGCUUCGAGCCUCUGUCCUCUUUCAAUGUUUUUUUCUACCUUUUUAAAUAAAGCUGUUCCAUAAUGUGUUCGUAACAACAUCAGCCAACUGUUAAUAGCUUGAUAACUGUUUGUUUUCUAAAAUGAUACAUAGUUGCCGAAUUUGUGAAACAGAGACAGCGACAUGCUCAUAUACUGCAAGUAAUUCAUGCUCGCUGUUUUAAUAUUCUAGUUCAGUGUUAUAAGGUAACUGUGUCUGCUGUAAAUGCAACGUUGAAUUCUUUAAUACCAAGCAUCUAGCUUUUAUUGUGGCAUUAGAAACAGCUACAAUCUUAUUUAGCUUUCACUUCUUUUGCAUUCUUAUUUCAAUAAAUCUUCAUGAAAAUUAA